CCUCUAAAUCAAGAUGCGCAGCAGAAACAGCAAAAGGAAUCCAAAAUUUGGUGAAUGGAAAUUUCCUGGUCAAUGGGGAGCAAAUACAGCUUCCGGGGCUUCCAUUCCCAAGCCACCAUUUAUGGGAGAUGAUGAAUGCCAAAGAAAAACGCGAUUAUAACGUAGAGGUUACGCUACAUAAGCGCCAAUCUGAUGGGUCAAUAUUCUCGAUCCUCAAAUUUAACCACAUGCAUUUCCUUUUACAUGAAGAAGAUGCAUUUUUGUUCAAAGAGAAUGAGAUCGAGGCAAAGCUUGUUUCCGAUCACUUCAAACUUUGCCAUGAAAAACUGCCUCUCAGAGUUGCAUUCAACAGCAAAAUGGUAGGAUCUGACGAUCCUAUCAUUGCAUUCCAAAGCAAUUAUAAUAAUCAAGAUGAGACUGUGCGUCUUUUUGAUCGAGACGGAUUCGAGUAUGGAGAGGUUUCUGACGGAAACAUUCUGGAAUUGAAAAACCCGGCAAAAUUCAUAGGCGAGUUAUCUUCUUCGGAUUCUCGUCGUUUUCACAUAAAUUCGUUCUGCUCUUUCUCUUUGGAAGAUCAAUCACUACUUGAUGCGUUUUUGACUCGUGGGGUGCUUUUUAACUUUGCAAUGGAUUCGCACAUUUUCACGCUAGAAAAUGAGGCUCAAUCCUUUUAUUUCUUCAAUAGUUACAAUGGCCCAGCAAAGGACUUUUACGUUAUGAAGAAGGAAAGUGACGAGUAUUUUGCAGUUAUCAAGGGUGAGAAAUUCAAGAUUCACCCUCCUGCUGGGAUCGAAGGAAAUUUCCUCGUCUCCUCAAACUUGCCAUUUCUAUUUGUGUCCGUUGAAAAGUCUUUUCAAAUUAUCAUUCCAGUAUCUCUGCCACCACCGGGUGGUUCAUACAACUUUACUUUUGUCAAGGCCACAUGUAAGGAUGAUCAUUUCAACAUUGAAGGCCAUGAUCGAGAGAUCGACCUUGCCAUCGUCUAUUGGCUUGUCUUUUUAAGAUAUUAUGACCGGGCUAUGCAAUACGUUUCCUUGUACACGAGUGUUUCGUUCAAACUCACUGAGCUUGAAUUGGUUAUUUUGCGAAAUAUUCUCGAAAUCAAAUAUCGUGAUCUCGAAUACCUCGUGAUAGAAGCCUGGGCAAACCAUCUCCUUGAUGAGAAUAGCAUCUUUUUUAAGGGCUUUUUGAAUCAACAAGAUAAGAUCAAAAAGAUUACAUACAUUGCGAACUUGAUUCCCGUUAUCCCAUUCAAAUAUAAAAGGCUCCUUUUUUCUUUCCUUCCUGACAUCAAUGAAGAUAAAUAUCUUUGGGCAUAUUCUAACAAGCUUGAAAUCGGCUCUAGUCGUGGAAAGUCGUCAAAAUUGCAACCAAAUAUCCCCAUACUCAUGGAGACUACCAACGAUGCUCACUAUAAACGGUCUCUCGAUCUUUUUUCCAAAGUACAGCCGAAACACUGGAAUGAAUUUGACUAUUUUGAUUUCCCAAGUUUUCUCUCUUUUAUAAAUCACCUAGCUCAAUCAUCCAAAGAUUUAACCGAUU
This is a messenger RNA of Mitosporidium daphniae, 1542 nucleotides long. RefSeq lists its product as uncharacterized. The annotation marks the transcript as partial. The transcript has a single exon. The record is from RefSeq and is a predicted model, not a curated record. Lineage: Eukaryota; Fungi; Microsporidia.